AUGGCCGGAGCUCAUCAUAAGGUCGGCGAGCUGUUGCACCACACGCCGCGCAGCUCGACGGCCGCGGUCGACAAGGCAAUGUCCUCGCCCUCCAGUUCAUACGCGCAGCACCACGUCGUCAAGGAGCGCGUGGCGCGGUGGCGGCGCGCGCUCGCCGGGCGGUUCUGGCCGCGUGUCGGCUCGCUGCUCGUCCAGGUCGCCUACUUCCUAGCCGUCUCCUGGCUCGGGUACCUCCUCCUCGCGCAGCUCAGGUUCCGCGGCGACGGGACGAGGCGGCCCCGCGGCAUCGACCUGUUCUUCACCGCCGUCUCGGCCGCGACGGUGUCCAGCAUGUCCACCGUUGAGAUGGAGGUUUUCUCCAACGGGCAGCUCCUCGUCUUGACAGUACUCAUGCUCGUCGGCGGUGAGGUGUUUUUAUCUCACAUAUGCCUCGCGUCCAAGUGGUUCAAGCUGAGGAAGCAAGCUGUACACAAGUCGUCCAGGCGCGUCGAGAUCCACCACGUCGCCGAGCUUGAGAUGCCGCCGGCCGCCGCCGCUGGCAUCGAUAACCCAACGUCGACUACCGCCGAUGAUGAGACGAGCAAGUCGUUGGAGCACGUACCUGACACGAGGCUUCGGCGCGACGCAGUGCUGUCGCUGUUCUUCGUCGUCCUCGCCAUCCUCCUAGCGGUGCACGCCCUCGGCGCCAUCGCCAUCGCGGCGUACAUCCUGCACGCGUCGCCGGCGGCGAGGCGGACGCUGCGGAGCAAGGCUCUGAACGUCUGGACCUUCUCCGUGUUCACGACGGUGUCCACGUUCUCGAGCUGCGGGUACAUGCCGACGAACGAGAACAUGAUCGUCUUCAAGCGGGACACCGGGCUGCAGCUGCUGCUCGUGCCGCAGGCGCUGGUCGGGAACACGCUGUUCCCGCCGCUGCUGGCCGCGUGCGUGCGCGCCGCCGCCGCGGCGACCAGGUGCGUGGAGCUCAGGGAGACGGUGAAACAGGGCGGGGAGCUGACGGGGUACUACCACCUGCUCCCGGCGCGGCGGUGCGCGAUGCUGGCGGCGACGGUGGUGGGCUUCCUCACCGUGCAGGUGGCGAUGCUGUGCGGCAUGGAGUGGAGCGGCGCGCUGCGGGGGAUGAGCCCGUGGGAGAAGGUGUCCAACGCGGUGUUCCUGGCGGUGAACUCCCGGCACACCGGCGAGUCGACCCUGGACAUCUCCACCGUCGCGCCGGCCAUCCUCGUCCUCUUCGUGCUCAUGAUGUAUCUGCCUCCAUACACCACAUGGUUUCCAUUUGAGGGGAACUCCAGUACAAAGGAUCACCCCAAGCACGAGGAGGCACGGGGGAUCAAGUUGAUCAAGAGCACAAUCUUAUCACAGCUCUCCUACCUCACCAUCUUCGUCAUUGCCAUCUGCGUCACGGAGAGGGAGAAGCUCAAGGAAGACCCCCUCAACUUCAACCUGCUCAGCAUCGUCGUCGAAGUUGUCAGCGCUUAUGGAAAUGUGGGAUUCUCCAUGGGCUACAGUUGCAGUAGGCAGAUCAGCCCGGACCAGCUCUGCACCGACAGGUGGACCGGCUUCGUCGGGAGGUGGAGCGAUUCCGGCAAGCUCAUCCUCAUUCUCGUGAUGCUCUUCGGGAGGCUCAAGAAGUUCAGCAUGAAAGGAGGCAAAGCCUGGAAGCUUAGUUAG
Messenger RNA from Triticum turgidum subsp. durum (durum wheat), 1671 nucleotides. Lineage: Eukaryota; Viridiplantae; Streptophyta; Magnoliopsida; Poales; Poaceae. The record is from the annotation of a GenBank genome assembly.